Sporothrix schenckii 1099-18 is the source of this 3534-nucleotide messenger RNA. Its product is annotated as GATA-binding protein, other eukaryote. The coding region runs from base 1 to 3534 and encodes 1177 amino acids. Lineage: Eukaryota; Fungi; Ascomycota; Sordariomycetes; Ophiostomatales; Ophiostomataceae. The record is from RefSeq and is a predicted model, not a curated record. The transcript has 2 exons. Gene Ontology annotation, molecular function: RNA polymerase II cis-regulatory region sequence-specific DNA binding; zinc ion binding; DNA-binding transcription factor activity, RNA polymerase II-specific. Gene Ontology annotation, biological process: negative regulation of transcription by RNA polymerase II; positive regulation of transcription by RNA polymerase II.
AUGGGCGCCGGCACGACGUCGCCGCAUGGCACGUCGAGUCCCAUGAUGAGCAUGAACACCACAACAACAGAGCACGACUUCCGCUUUCCCCGUAGACCAACGGGUGGUCCUGGUGCGGUCCACGGGCCGCCUGGCCAGCGCCAGCAACACAACCACCACCACCACCAUCACAACAACAACAACCUCAGCCUCGAUUUCCCCAGUGACCAUUUCGAGCAGCAUGACUUUGGUGACAUGGGUGCCAUGGCUGACAUGCACACGUCGGUUUCGACCAUGGCGCCGUCGCACCCCGUGGAUGCCGUGGCACCGCCCACCAGUCCGUCCGCCGCUGGCCGUCUGGGCCUGGACGUGGAUACAUUGUUUCAGUCGGCCCAGAGCCGUCUGACGCGCGACGAUGUGUUUGCCGAUCUGCGACGGGGUGCCGGCGGUAGCAAGACGUCGGCGACGCCCGGCAGCCCCGAGGAGAUGCAGAAGCAGGACCCUCUAGCCACCGAGAUCUGGCGCUUCUUCUCCAAAACGAAGCAGCAGUUGCCCAACAUGGAGCGCAUGGAGAACCUGACAUGGCGCAUGAUGCACGUUAAGCUCAAGUCGGCCCAGCCCACAAUGCCCCCGCCUUCGAAGGCCGCCCCUGUGGCCAACGCCCCGAGCGGCAUCGCCCAGCUGCGCAAGUCCAGCGAGCAGAGCAUGUUGUUCCAGAAGAGCAACAACCAGCAGCAGUCCGCCUACGGCGUGCCCGGGUCAUCCAGCGACCACAUGAGCAUGGACGACUUCAUCGACCCGCGCAACGUGGCGUCGUCCGCCGACGUCACAGCUUUGACCCCGGAUGCUGCUGGUGGCAUGAUGAUUCCCGGCAGCAAGGACCGCCACUUGUCGGGUCAUGCCGUCGCCGGCGCCAUCCCCAUCAAGUCCCGCCGGGAGUCUGGAAAGUCGUUUGUUCCCCAAAGCGUGCCCGUCGCCCAGCACCAGGUCGGCCAGGACGAGUUUGCCUACGUCACCCGCCAUCACCGCAAGACGAGCAUCGACGACCGUCGGGUGCGUCCUCCUCCUCCUCCACCUCCACCAGCUCCAGCUCCCACUUCCCACCCCUCUUCCUACCAAGGCCCUGGACCCAAACUCAAACUAACAACUCAGACACGGAAACGGCCUGCCAACUUCUCGCCCCAUGUGCCGGCUUCUGGCAGCACGGCCGACUUGGAUGUCGACCCGGACCUUCAGGACUACGCUCUGGACCACACCAUCUCGAAUGGUCUCACCAACCGCGACCACCCCACGCCGAACGGCAUCCCCUUCCCUCUGGACUCCUUUAUGGACAAUGAUGGCCUGUUGACCUCGGCUGGCCCGUUCCAGCAGCAAUUCUGCAUUUCGCCCUCCUCGUCGCCCAUGGUCAACCAUGGCCUCUUCUCCAACCUGUACGGCAACAGUGGCCCAUCCAUGCCUUCGUCGUCCAUCCCCACGACGGCUGAUUACUACUCUCCGCCCGGUUCGGCCUACCACUCGACCGCCUCGACCCCGCACCCGCUCAACGACGGCAGUGUCGGCGGGCCCAAUGGCGAUGGCUUCUACUUUGGCGCCAUGGACAUCCGCGGCCAGCCCCAGCGUGGUCCUCAGGGCUUCCGCCAGGGUGCCCCCUCGACCACGAGUGCCAUCUCGUCGUCGAUCGCCAGCAGUAUCACGACGACUGCAGGCCACUCGGCAAACCCGCUCAUGUACGGCAGCAGUGCGGGCAACAGCAUCUUCCAGCCGAGCUCCAUGUCGACCACGGGCCCCGAGAGCGUGUCGGGCUUCUCGACCUCUUUUAGCCACAUCGACCCGACGCAGGUCUUCCACCAGCAGCACCACGAUGCCCAGGUGUCGGCUCCGUCCCCGGGCCUCUCCAACAGCAACAACUUGUUGAGCGACAACAUGUUUUCGUUUGGCGCCGAUUCCGAUGCCGACGAGGAGGAGGCGGGCGCGUUUGCUGACCGCAACAUGACCAUGAGCAGCGGCGAAUACUCGCCCGGCAUGGACGACCCUGGCAUGGACGGCAGCAGCGGUGGCCCUGGCUCGGUGGGCAACGGCAGCAACCUUGGCUGGGACGCGUCUCUUCCUGGCCAGUUCAGCACCCAGGCGGCACGCUACCCGGGUGGCAUCCCGCCACGCAAGCAGGUCACGAUUGGCGGCACCACCACCAACGAUUUCAGUGACAUGAACACGGUGGAGUGGGACGGUAGCAGCAGUUCCAUCAACGCCACCGGCACCAACCACAACAGCAGCGGCGCCAGCAGCCUCACGCGCUCGCAGUCGCAAUCUUUCCGCAACGGCAGCAUCAGCGGCGCGUCCACCACCGCUGACCGCCGCCAGCAGAAGAUGCCCCGCACGGCCUCGACGCCCAACGUCAACCGCGCCGGCAGCAUCUCGGGCGGCUUUGACUUGAUGGGCCAGUCGAACCCCAAUUCGCCGCCCAACGACCUGGGUGGCCACGCGUCGGGCUACAGCUCCGUGGCGCCCAGCCGCCCGUCCACGCCGCCCAUGCCUGGCUCCAAGCACGGCUCGUCCACCAACUUGCAGGCCCAGGGCGAGUCGUCGGCCCCGACAACGUGCACCAACUGUUUCACGCAGACCACGCCGCUGUGGCGCCGCAACCCCGAAGGCCAGCCGCUGUGCAACGCCUGUGGUCUGUUCUUGAAGCUGCACGGCGUCGUCCGCCCGCUGAGCUUGAAGACGGAUGUGAUCAAGAAGCGCAACCGUGGCUCGGGUGCCAGUCUUCCCGUGGGCGGCACGAGCACCCGGUCUGGCAAGAAGGGCGGCGCAUCGGUUUCCAGCACCCGCAAGAACUCGACGCUGUCCAUGACCGCCACGGCCUCGUCGUCCAACGUCACUAUCCAAUCGGCCGCGGCUGCGUCGUCGAGUGUCACGACACCGCCCUCGCAGCUCAACCGCGCCGGCAGCAUCAACGACAGCGAGAGUCCCUCCAGCGGAAACGGCGGCAACACAGCCGGCAGCACACCGGCCAGCUAUUCUGGUUCGGUCAGUGGCGGCAAGGGUGUCGUGCCCAUUGCUGCGGCGCCGCCCAAGAACACGCCCGGUCCUGGUGCUGCGUCCCUGCCGCGUGCUCUCGCUGCCGCGUCGUCGUCGUCGUCGUCCACCACGUCCAAGCGCCAGCGCCGCCACAGCAAGAGCGUCAGCAAUAUAAACUCCAGUAGCUCCACUGCCAACGCCACCAACACCACCAACAACAAAAACCAGUCCAUGGCAGUCACGCCCAGCGACGUCGGCCUCGGCGGCAGCAGCAUCAUGGACAUUGACAGCCCCGCCAACUCGACGGGCUCCAACGACGCGUCAGCGCUGUCCAUGAGCGCCAGCACGGGCCUCAACUUUUUGGAUAAGCACACCAGCAAUCUGGGCCUCGCCAAUGCCUUCGGUGUCACACAGCGCCCGAUUGUCAGCCCCAGUAUGAUCGGCAUGGGCCCUGCGGCCUCGGGCGGCUCGAUGAUGACACCUGGUGGCUCGGCGGGCGGUCCACAGGAGUGGGAGUGGCUCACCAUGAGUCUUUAA